Diceros bicornis minor is the source of this 435-nucleotide messenger RNA. It is a transcript of the gene OPALIN, whose product is annotated as oligodendrocytic myelin paranodal and inner loop protein. Gene Ontology annotation, cellular component: cell-cell contact zone; plasma membrane. NCBI's taxonomy places the organism in Eukaryota, Metazoa, Chordata, Mammalia, Perissodactyla, Rhinocerotidae. The record is from RefSeq and is a predicted model, not a curated record. Bases 1 to 435 code for a protein of 144 amino acids. The transcript has 6 exons.
AUGAGAUCAAGUUUUUCACUGAACUUCACACUGCCAGCCAACAUGACUUCCUCCCCAGUUGUUACAGAUGGGAAAGGAGCAGACUGUGGGCCCUCUCUUGGAUUAGCAGCAGGCAUCCCAUCCCUGGUGGCCACAGCCCUGCUGGUGGCUUUACUAUUUACUCUGAUUCACCGAAGAAGAAGCAGUGAUGAGUCCAUUGAGGAAAGUGAGAAGCCAUGUGAAAUUUCAGAAAUCUAUGACAGUCCCAGGAUAGCUGAGAAUCCUAGGAGGGCACCCACACAUGAGAAGAAUAUUAUGGGAGCAGAAGAAGCUCACAUAUAUGUGAAGACUGUAGCAGGAAGCGAGGAGCCCAUGCGUGACACUUACCGUCCUACCAUAGAAAUGGAGAGAAGAAGGGGAUUGUGGUGGCUUAUGCCUAGACUGAGCUUGGAAUGA